Cuscuta epithymum is the source of this 4748-nucleotide messenger RNA. Lineage: Eukaryota; Viridiplantae; Streptophyta; Magnoliopsida; Solanales; Convolvulaceae. The record is from the annotation of a GenBank genome assembly.
GUUAAAGUGGCAUUCCAACACUUUAACUAUCCAAUUAUAAUGUAUUUUGAUAUAACCAAAAUAUCCGAAAUAUAUUAAAUUAUGUAGUGUGUACUUUGAAUAUGUUAAAUUAAUACUUGUGUUCAAUUAUUUGUGUAAUUAUUUGUGCAAUUUGUGUUAAAUUUUUUGUGUAAUUUGGAAGUUUAGUGCACUAGUGUGUACAAUUUUUGUCAAAGUGGCAUUUAAACACUUUAAUUAUCCAAUUAUAAUUUUUUUUAAUAUAACCGAAAUAUCCGAAACCCGACCCGAUAUCCGAUAAUAUCCGACUUAAAAAUAUCCGAAAUACCCGAUUUGAAAUAUCAAAGGGUCGGGCCUAGUAUUUAAAUUAAAAAAACCCGAACGGGUUUGGGGUUCGCAAACCCGACCCGCCCGAACCCGACCCGUGCACACCCCUAUCUGUGGGUGAGGCAUGACUAGACGGUGGGCGAAGGCUGUACGACGAGCGGCGGCUGGACGACGAACAGUAGGUCGACGUCGGGCGGCGCUUGAAUCCAAGUCAGGCGGACAACUGUCCCAGCUAGCCACGUUGCUUCUGGGUCAACGACUGUGUUCCCAGGCCGGAGUUUUGUUGAAGCGGUUACGCGGAUGGGCGUUGGGAGGUUGUAGCUAGGGUUGAAGAGGAAAAGUAGGAGGUUAAUGUUUUAUAGGUAUAAGCUAAAUUUUAUAUUUGUCCAUAAAAAUUAUUUAUCAUUAUUUCUUUAUUACGAAUUUUAAUUAAAUGUUACCAUUCUAAUGGGUCUCCAAUACUAAACAAAAGUAAAUGUAAAAUACAUGGACACCAACUUGUAGGAGAGAGAGGGAGUGAGACCGAAGGUCCCAAUGUAGAUCUUCUCUUGAACCUUGGUCUGAACUAGAAUAGACCUCGUUUUUUGUUUUUGUUUUUUUGACAAUCCACCUCUCCAUUAUAGAUGUCUUAGCACACGAAUUACAAAAAUUUACAAAAUCAAUGAUUCCGAUUCUAGAUGAUUUUUUUAAAUAAAAAUAUUAAGGAUGACAAAAGGGGAAAUUUUAUCACUACGUAUUUCAAUUGCACCAGUGAGUUUACUUUUCCAGAAGAGAUGGCUUUUGGGCGUUGGUGCUAUUUCUUGGUCUUGAAACUGUAGCUGCCAAUUCCCAUCACAUGGUCUCCAACGGAAUGAAAAUGAAAGUGGAACUAUAGAAAGUAAAUAAAAGGUGAAAAAAGAAACAGUUGGAAAAAAGAGAGAGGUAAAGAAGAAAGGAAAACUUUACCAAACAGAAGAAAGUGCAAGCUGGAUUAUAUUCCACUGGAUUCUGCUCCCACUUCCUCAACCAUGAUUUGAAAUCACACUCACAAGCCAAAGUGCCAAACAAAGUCAGUGGCCUAGCUACCUAUUCACUCUUUCUAUUUCAGGGAUUUUGGUUGUUAUGGUGGAGAUCUUGGUGAUUAUUGCUGGUUUUGACCUUUCUGGGUUUUCUAUCAUCGUUUGGAUCUUGAUAAAGCUUUGGUUUUUUGCAGUAACAAUAUAUCCCAAGGCUCUGUUUGGUAAAGGUUGCAUUUUUCAGGUACACCAAGAUUGGGGCUUUAAUCUUUGCCUUGUGGGUGUGUGAAAAAGUUGGAUCUUGAUCCUUAGGGUUGUGUUUGUUCGUAAAUACUUGCAAUUUAGGGUCGUUUUUCGUUUUCUCUUUUUGCUCAUUUUUCCUCUCAAGGGUAAAAUAGAACUAGCAACACAGUAUAGACACCAUCUGGCUGCUGUGGAGAUCUGGGAGGUGCUUAAUCUGUUAUGUCCCAUGAGGAACUUCUUCCCUUCAGAUUCUUGCAGAGAUUCUCAGCUAAAAGCCAUCAAUCCACAAUCAUGGCUCCAAGUUGAGAGGGGCAAACUUCCGAAAUUCUCCUCCCGUUCUUCUUACUCUUCAAUAGACUCAUUAAUCAAGGUUCCUCAACCUCCUAUUUUACCACACUUCAAACCUGUUGACUAUGUAGAGGUUUUAUCCCAAAUUCAUGAAGAACUUGAGACGUGCCCUCCAACCAAACGGUCAUAUCUCUAUCUGCUUCAGUUUCAGGUCUUUAAGGGUCUUGGGGAAGUCAAAUUGAUGCGGAGAAGCCUCCGUGCUGCUUUCUUGAAAGCCGAAACUGUAUAUGAUAAGCUAAUCUUUGGGGCUUGGUUGAAGUAUGAAAAGCAAGACGAAGAUUUUGUUUUGGACUUACUUGAAUCUUGUGGUAAAUGUGCAAAGGAGUUGUUCGGGGUUAUAGAUAUAGCUUCUGAGAUAGCACCUGUAUAUAUAGCUUCUUCCUAUGUAGAUUCUACUUUUUCUAGAACUGUUACAUUUCAAAUCGGGCGUGAAAAAAUAGUAUGUGACAGGAAAAAGAUUGCUACCCUUUCAUCCCCUUUCCAAGCCAUGCUUAACGGUUGUUUUAAAGAAUCCUUUUGUGAUGAAAUAGAUUUGUCAGAAAAUGACAUUUCUGCAAUGGGAUUUAGGCUGAUAAGUAAAUUUACCAUAAAGGGCACACUGGAUGAAGGAGUGUCAUCUGACCUUUUGUUAGAAAUUUUGGUGUUUUCCAACAAGUUCUGUUGUGAAACUCUCAAGGAUGCGUGUGAUAGGAGACUGUCUUCUCUGGUAUCUUCUACAAUGGACGCUGUUGACCUAAUGGAAUGUGCCCUUCAGGAGGAUGCCCCCGUCCUUGCCGCCUCGUGCUUGCAAGCCAUCCUCCGAGACCUCCCACACUCUUUGAACGAUAGUCGGGUGGUUGAACUGCUAAGCAAUGUUAAAAGUCAACAAAUGUCAACUUUGGUCGGUGAGUCUGCCUUUUCCCUUUACUGUUUUCUAAGUGAAGUGGCAAUGAGUACUGACCCGAAAUUGGAAAUGGGCGCCUAUUUCUUGGAACGGAUGGUUGAUUCCUCAGAAAACAACCAACAGAAGAUGGUGGCUUGUCAUCAAUUGGGAUGUGUUAAAUUCCUUAGAAAAGAGUAUGAUGAUGCUGAGGUUCACUUCCGGGCCGCGUUUGACGCUGGGCAUACUUACUCCAUUGUUGGUUUGGCUAGAGUGAUGAGUCACAUCAAGGGUCAUAAAAGAUUGGCAUUUGAGAAAUUAAGUUCUAUAAUUUCUUCCAUGAAUGCCCUUGGAUGGAUGUACCAAGAGAGGUCAUUGCAUUGCGAAGGAGACACGAGUUGGGAUGAUUUGGAGAGAGCGACUGAAUUGGACCCAACAUUGACUUACCCGUACAUGUCCCGAGCAGCUUCGUUCAUGAGAAGACAAAAUUCCCAGAGUGCCCUUGCAGAAAUUAACCGGAUUCUCGGAUUCAAACAAGCUUUGGAGUGUUUAGAGCUCCGGUUUUGUUUCUACCUCGCCAUAGAAGACUACCAAUCAGCCAUGUGUGAUGUUCAAGCAAUCCUCACUCUAUGUCCGGAGUAUAGGAUGUUUGAUGGGCGGGUCCCGGCAUUGCAACUCCGUACACUCGUGAGGGAGCAUGUUGAGAACUGGACAGAAGCUGACUGUUGGAUGCAACUGUAUGAAAGAUGGUCGUCUGUCGAUGAUAUUGGGUCCCUUUCGGUAAUUUAUCAGAUGCUCGAGUCAGAUUCGCCAAAAGGUGUUCUCUACUUCAGACAAUCUCUUCUCUUACUCAGAUUAAAUUGCCCAGAAGCAGCCAUGAGAAGUUUAGAGCUGGCUCGCCAGCAUGCAUCUAGUGAACAUGAACGCCUGGUUUAUGAGGGGUGGAUCUUAUAUGAUUCUGGUCAUUGUGAAGAAGGCCUAAGAAAGGCAGAUGAAUCUAUACGCAUCAAGAGAUCUUUUGAAGCAUUUUUCCUGAAAGCCUAUGCAUUGGCUGAUUCCUGUCUUGAUCCGUCUUGUUCAUCAACUGUCAUAUCACUGCUUGAAGAAGCUUUGAGGUGCCCUUCAGAUAGGCUUCGCAAAGGUCAGGCACUAAACAAUCUUGGUAGUGUCUAUGUUGAUUGUGAGAAUCUAGAGGCUGCAGCUGAUUGCUAUAUGAAUGCCCUUGAAAUUCGACACACCCGGGCCCACCAAGGUCUUGCUCGGGUCCACUUCUUGAAAAAUGACAAGACUGCUGCAUACAAUGAGAUGACCAAACUGAUUGAUAAUGCCAAGAGUAAUGCAUCUGCCUACGAGAAGAGGUCGGAGUACUGUGAAAGAGAGCUCACAAAGGCAGAUCUUGAGAUGGUCACUCGUUUAGAUCCUCUACGGGUUUACCCAUACAGAUACCGGGCUGCAGUGUUGAUGGACAACCGGAAGGAGAAGGAAGCAAUUAGUGAACUGACAAGGGCGAUUGCUUUCAAAGCGGAUCUCCACCUUUUACACCUCAGAGCCGCAUUCCACGAGCACAUCGGUGACGUUACAGGUGCACUACGAGACUGUCGGGCGGCUCUCUCGGUUGACCCAAAUCAUCAAGAAAUGCUGGAACUUCAUAGCCGUGUAAACAACACUCAAGAACCUUGAAGGAAGAAAACGUCCACCCUGUCAAAGUCGGGGGAGGAUGGAUGAGCAGUAGAUUCUUUGUCGAAUUAUCUCCGUUUAAAUAACAAAAUUUUGUUCUGUUGUAAUGGAGGAGUAUUAUGCUUUCCCCCUUUUGGGUUUCUUUUUGUGAAUAUGAGUUCUAGAUUAAUGCAACACCAGUUUCUAUAAGGCAUCAUCAAUAUUGUGAAGAGCCAUAUUUUCCUUCAUAAUUUAUACAUGCAUCUUUUCCUUCAUUUGUUUUUCAGCAUUUGCGGCUGAUUGACUUGAUCCCUUAAUUUUAU